Staurois parvus is the source of this 2121-nucleotide messenger RNA. The record is from the annotation of a GenBank genome assembly. Lineage: Eukaryota; Metazoa; Chordata; Amphibia; Anura; Ranidae.
AUGGUGGAGCAGCGCCUUGUGCGGGGUGCCUUCCUAUGGGGGAUGAGCGGGAUCUACCUGUGUGCAUUCCUGUCUCUGUAUACCCAGAUCCCAGGUUUGUAUGGCCGUGAAGGAGUCCUGCCUGCUUGGAGGAUGCUGCGCUUCACUGGUAAAGGAUUUUGGGAACAACUGAAGGACUCCCCUACUCUGCUCUGGCUAGGCCCCAGGGUAGGACUGGAUACAGAGCAAGGCAUGGAACUCAUCUGCUUACUAGGAGUUCUCCUUUCUGUGGGUGCAUUGCUUUUCAGUGUCCUCCGUGACAGCCUGGUGUUCCUCCUGCUGUGGAUCCUCUACUUAUCUGUGUAUCAGGUCGGACAAGUAUUCCUGUAUUUCCAAUGGGACAGUCUUCUGCUAGAAGCUGGAUUUCUAACAAUACUAGUGGCUCCACUGCGUGCUUUACGUUCGAAGACAAAUACCUGGAGUUCUCAUGAUGGCAUCACAUUCUGGCUAAUUCGAUGGCUGCUUUUUAGACUUAUGUUUGCAUCUGGAGUAGUAAAACUAACUAGCCGGUGUCCCACAUGGUGGGGUUUGACAGCUCUUACCUAUCACUAUGAGACCCAGUGUCUCCCAACUCCAGCUGCCUGGUUUGCCCAUCAGCUUCCUGUGUGGUUCCAAAAAUUGUCAGUAGUUGCUACAUUUGUCAUAGAAAUUGGGGUUCCGUGGCUUUUCUUCCUGCCUUCCCGAAGGCUUCAGCUUUUUUCAUUUUAUUCUCAGGUUAUCUUACAGGUCCUAAUCAUAUUCACUGGAAAUUACAAUUUCUUUAACCUACUGACCCUAGUUCUUUGCAUUCCUCUUCUGGAUGACCAGCAUUUAAAAGCGGAGCAGAAGGGCAAAAAAGCACAGCAGAAAGGUGACUACCUCAGUCGGGGGUUCUCUAUAAAGACUUUAGUUGUGCUCUUGGAUCUCCUUGCUUUUGGGUUACUUGCUUUUUGGACUUUAAAAUAUUUUGAACUUCAAAUCAACUUAGAAAAUUAUACUGUUGAAUCCAAAACAGCCUUUACCUAUCAUGACUUUCUGCAGUGGCUCAGGACACUCACCUUUCCAUCUAUCUGGAUAGGCGCUGCUUCCCUAGGUUGGGAGAUUCUCAAAGGCAUGUACAGGAGUGCGUCUGUUCGCGGCAUUUUCUUGAAGUUCUGGGCAACGAUACAAUGGAUUAUUUUCUCUUUUGCAGCAGUUGGCAUGUUUGCUGUCAGCUUGGUACCCUACACAUACAUUGAUUUUGAGUCUAAUGGUCAGCUCUGGCCAUCUAUUAAUCAUUUGUUCAACAAAGUGGAUAGAUACCAGUUGGCAAACUCUUAUGGUUUGUUUAGAAGAAUGACUGGUGUUGGUGGCCGACCAGAAGUUGUUGUAGAAGGAAGUUAUGACAAAGAGACUUGGACGGAAAUAGAAUUCAUGUAUAAGCCAGGAAAUAUAAGUGCAGCUCCUCCAAUCAUUACUCCUCACCAGCCUCGCUUGGACUGGCAGAUGUGGUUUGCAGCUCUUGGACAUCACUCACAGAGUCCAUGGUUUACCAGCUUUGUUCACCGACUUCUACAGGGAAACCAGGAUGUGGUGCGCCUGGUGCAGAAUGAUGAGUCGCUAUAUCCUUUCAGUACUCGCCCCCCUCAUUAUAUAAGAGCACAACUCUUCAAGUAUUGGUUUACAGAAAAUGGUCAAACCGGACAAACAGCCAGUCACUGGUGGCGCCGACGUCAUGUUGAGGAGUACUUCCCUACUGUGUUCAUAGGAGACCCUACCUUGGAAUCCAUGUUGAGCCAGCAUGGACUUAAGGACAAGCCACCUCCUCGGCGUUCGCUGGAUGCCCCCCUUCCAUCUACACUUAAGAUCAUUCGUGAUUUCUUACACCCUUAUCCAGCGCCUUUACUGUUGCACUCACUUCUUAUUGCCAUAAUUGCUAUCAAUUCCCUACAAGCUUUAUUGGGGGGAAGAAGCAAACCAGGAGCCUCCAAGCAUCGGAGCCAUUCAAAGUCACAAAACGAUAAGAAGAAGCAAAAGGGUAGCAGUGCACGCAGUGAUUCUGGUGCUGCAGGCUCUGGGGGAGAUGCUGGCCACAGCAGCAAGAAGCGUGAAAAGAGCUCAUGA